GGCGGGCGGGCGGCGCGGGUUGCCAUGGCGGCGGCGGCAGCGGCGGGCGGAGGUUUGGCGCCGCCGUUCUGGGUGCUGCGCUGCUGCUCCUGCCGCCGCUUCCAAGUGCAGCAGGCCAAGCGGAGCGGGAAGUGGAGCUGCUGCGUCUGCGGCCAGCGGCAGGCAGUGCAGAAGAUUUACGGCCAAGGGUCUGGUCGGGACUGCAGGCACCAUGUCCAGAAGUUAAACUUGCUACAGGGCGAGGCUGAGGAGGCAGCCGGCUGGACGUCCUGGGGCAGAGAAGACUUUGUAAAGGACAGCAACAAUACAGCACCCCAAAGUGAAGACAGUUUGGUACAGCAGGAGGGAAGGGCAGAAGUCAGUCGCUGGAGUAAAUAUUUAGACAAGGACAGUGAAGAUGAGGAGGAAGAAGAGGCAACGUCAGAAAGGCAGCAGUUCUGUUCCUGGAGGAAGAACACUGUGGAGGGGCAAAGGAAACACCAGAAGGGUUUCCUCAGUGACGUUCAGGAGCAUGCAGAAGAAUAUGAAGUUUUCCAGCUUGCCUCCCAAUCCAAAAAGCGCAGGAAGUGUUUGCUAGCAGUGCCUGAUCGAGAUGAUGGAGAUGCACUUUCUGAAGACAGAGCGGUUCCUGCUGUCUGUGAGUCUGUAGUGCCUAAGGAGACUACACCAACCCCAAGUGCUUGUACCAAGCCCUCCAAGUGGGACAAAUUUCUGUCCUAUUCUGACAGUUCUAGCGACCAUGCUGCCAGAGCCACUCUGUCACCACAGGAGGGCAGUGAAAAGUUGGGGUUGCACAGCACCACUGCAGCAGAUGUGGCCAGUAGGUGCGCAGAACAGCGUGGAAGAGCUCUAAUUCCAGGUACUAGUUUUCAGUUUAAGGAGUGUGGUGUUAGCACUCAGCAACUUGCCUCGAACCUGCCUGGCACCAGUUGCUCAGUUGAGGAGGAUGCAUUGUGCAAGGAACCUCAAAGCCAAUUGCUAAGGGCAGGACCUGGUGAUGUAGAGAGCAGUGCUGAAAGGUGCACAAGCAGGCCAAAGCUCAGCAGUGUUUCUUGUAAACAGUUCUUCUGCAUAGGUGAUGAGUUUGAUGAUGAUCUCUGAAAAGUUCUGGCCACCUCUAGCCUUGCUUUCUUGUUUGUAAAGUGUUUAUUAUGUUCUGAGGCACAAUUUUGAACUGAAGGUGGCUCUAAGUCUCACAGGACUGCACUAUUAAAGCUGUUUACUUCC
This is a messenger RNA of Pogoniulus pusillus (Red-fronted tinkerbird), 1227 nucleotides long. RefSeq names its product MRN complex interacting protein (gene MRNIP). The transcript has 7 exons. The coding region runs from base 25 to 1101 and encodes 358 amino acids. Lineage: Eukaryota; Metazoa; Chordata; Aves; Piciformes; Lybiidae. The record is from RefSeq and is a predicted model, not a curated record. Gene Ontology annotation, biological process: mitotic G2 DNA damage checkpoint signaling. Gene Ontology annotation, molecular function: chromatin binding. Gene Ontology annotation, cellular component: nucleus.